AUGAUUUUGUACCAGGGCGUUGGUGCCAUCCAGGAUUUGAAAGACCGGUACCUGACACGGUUGACUGGUAACGGCCCGUCAGGAUGCAACACAAAGAUCAAGGAGGUUUAUAAGGCAAGUGUCUUCACCAUGUUGCUGGGGAUGACUAAUUCGAAAUGUAUUAAGGCUUGUUGCAAGCCUUGCCCGUCACGAGACGAAAUUUUCCUCUUUGGCCAUAGUCGAGGAGGCUUUAUUGUACGAUUGGUGGCAGGGAUGCUAUACCAUCUACAUGCCCUGUUGCUAGACCCGCAGAAUUUUGACCGUGCGUUUCAAGAAGGCUGGGGUAUAUACCGUGCUGCUCGCUCCCAAAGCCAGUUGGAGCAACAGAGGCACUCGGUGUUGUGGUUCUGGAAACGACAUACUCGAGCAUCGGCAAAAAUCCGUUUUCUUGGAUGCUUUGAUACCAUGAAAGCUUUCGAUGACAACGACCUCAAUGGCGUCGCCCUCCAGAGCAAUGUGCUUCACGUCCGCCACGCUCUAGCUUUACCCGAAAGAGCGACAGCCCUGAGUCCCGAGCGGUUUCAUGUAGCCACUCAGCCUACACACGAUCACACAGUACUCUCUUACCAGGAGGCCUGGUUCUAG
This is a messenger RNA of Cladophialophora bantiana CBS 173.52, 624 nucleotides long. RefSeq lists its product as uncharacterized. Bases 1 to 624 code for a protein of 207 amino acids. NCBI's taxonomy places the organism in Eukaryota, Fungi, Ascomycota, Eurotiomycetes, Chaetothyriales, Herpotrichiellaceae. The record is from RefSeq and is a predicted model, not a curated record. The transcript has 4 exons.